AUGGCAACACUCCUUAACAUUUGUGUAUUGUUCAUCGUAGUUUCAUUCCACAUUUCAAGUGCAUCUAAUUUGGCGCCAUCACCACUUGCAAUGUACGAAACCUAUUUGAGCCGCUGUUCACAAAAAGUAGCGCAAGACUGUCGCGACGAAAUUCAUUCGAGUGUAGUUUAUGGCAAUCAAACAGUUACUGUAAAGUGUUGUUCUAACCUUGUAAAUGUUGUGGGAAAGCAGUGUUAUGACGACAUGUCCAAAUAUGUUGCCACACUUCCAGAUCUCAAGCCCAAACAGGACGAAAUUCUGCAGAGGAGCAGAAAUGUUUGGAAUGCUUGUGCUACACACUAG
Molecule: messenger RNA, 342 nt
Organism: Arachis stenosperma
Lineage: Eukaryota; Viridiplantae; Streptophyta; Magnoliopsida; Fabales; Fabaceae
Product: protein DOWN-REGULATED IN DIF1 11-like
Exons: 1
Coding region: 1-342 (113 amino acids)
Source: RefSeq, a predicted model, not a curated record